AUGGUCCUGUCAUGCUUUCUUCUCCUCGAAACCUCUCCAAGAGCCCGUCUCACUGCAGAUAUCAUCCCUGUUCCGCCGGGCUCGAACGCGCAAGCGCACAUUGAGACUAUACGUACCAAGAUCUUGGAGAACACCAGCAAGAGAAGGCGCUUCUUCAACAAAUACGUCUUAUUUCAGAAACCCUCGGUAUGGAUUGCCAGGCUGCGACCGGUCACAGUACAUGAUCUCUCGUUGCUUCCUCCUCUGAAAGCGUUGGUACAGAAUACCGCUCUUGAUGAGACUCUGUCCGAGGCCAUCAACGAUCCAGACUCUCCAGAACAUACCUUCUACAACCACAUGUACGCUCUCUAUGACAACGUCUUUACCGAAUUAGAUGAGCAGAAUGAUACCAUCGUCCUCCCGCAGCAGGCCUUGCUGGUCCGAUACGAAACAUCUCCAAGAGUAAAACGUGUCUUCGCGGGCGUCGGGUCGGUGAUUGGAGGGUUGGCUAUCAUGGCUGUCAAGCUCGGAGAGGGCCCUUGA
Messenger RNA from Colletotrichum orchidophilum, 522 nucleotides. Its product is annotated as metalloprotease 1. NCBI's taxonomy places the organism in Eukaryota, Fungi, Ascomycota, Sordariomycetes, Glomerellales, Glomerellaceae. The coding region runs from base 1 to 522 and encodes 173 amino acids. The record is from RefSeq and is a predicted model, not a curated record. The transcript has 2 exons.